Corvus hawaiiensis (hawaiian crow) is the source of this 2139-nucleotide messenger RNA. It is a transcript of the gene PDE4A, whose product is annotated as phosphodiesterase 4A. The record is from RefSeq and is a predicted model, not a curated record. The transcript is spliced from 16 exons. Gene Ontology annotation, biological process: signal transduction. Gene Ontology annotation, molecular function: 3',5'-cyclic-AMP phosphodiesterase activity. Lineage: Eukaryota; Metazoa; Chordata; Aves; Passeriformes; Corvidae. Bases 100 to 2139 code for a protein of 679 amino acids. Gene Ontology annotation, cellular component: nucleus; cytosol; perinuclear region of cytoplasm.
GGUACCGUCACCGUUACUGGCAGCGGCUCCGGCACCGGGGGUGGCUGCGGUCCCGGCGCCGGCAGCAUUGCGGGUCCCCGGUUCCCCCCGGUGCCGGGGAUGAUGGAGCCGGUGCCGGGCUCCAGGAAGAGCCUGUCGCUGUCGCUGCCGGUGCCCCGGGAGGGCCCGGGCCCCCUGCGCCCCCCGCAGCACCUCUGGCGCCAGCCCCGCACCCCGAUCCGCAUCCGCCACCGCGGCUUCUCCGACACCGACCGGCACCGGCCCCGGCCCAUGGAGCGGGCGGAUGCCGUGGACACCGGGGACCGGCCCGGGCUGCGCAGCGCCCGCAUGUCCUGGCCCUCCUCCCUCCAUGGGACCCCUGGCACCGGCAAGCGCUCGGAGGUGGAGAAUGGCCCGUGGGGGGGGCACAGCCCCCCGGACCCCCAGGCCAGCCCAGGCCGGGGGCUCCUGGCCGGGGCCCCCCCGGCGCAGCGCCGCGAGUCCUUCCUGUACCGCUCCGACAGCGACUUCGACGCCUCCCCCAAGAGCAUCUCCCGCAACUCCUCCAUCGCCAGCGAGGCCCACGCCGAGGACUUGAUCGUCACCCCCUUCGCUCAGGUCCUGGCCAGUCUCCGCAGUGUCCGCAGCAACUUUUCCAUCCUGACCAAAGUCACGACGCCCCCGGGCAGCAAGCGGUCACCCAUCGGCUCCCAGCCCCCCCUCUGCAAGGCCACGCUCUCAGAGGAGACGUCCCAGCAGCUGGCACGGGAGACGCUGGAGGAGCUGGACUGGUGCCUGGAGCAGCUGGAGACCCUCCAGACCCACCGGGCGGUCAGCGAGAUGGCCUCCAACAAGUUCAAGCGGAUGCUGAACCGGGAGCUGACCCACCUGUCCGAGAUGAGCCGCUCUGGGAACCAGGUGUCCGAGUACAUCGCCAGCACCUUCCUUGACAAGCAGCCCGAGGUGGAGAUCCCGAGCCCCGGCCCCCCCGAGCGGGAGAAGAAGCGGCGGCUGCCCCCGGGCCUGGGCGGGGCCGUGAAGUCGCUGCCCCCCGGCUGCGACCCCGGCCCGGGCUGCGACCCCCUCCCCGUGCCCCGAUUCGGCGUCGAGACCGACCGGGAGGAGCAGCUGGGAAAGGAGCUCGACAGCCUCAACAAGUGGGGCCUGAACAUCUUCCGCGUGUCUGAGUUCUCCAACAACCGCUCCCUGAGCUGCAUCAUGUUCACCAUCUUCCAGGAGCGGGACCUGGUGCGGACGUUCGGGAUCCCGGAGCGGGCGCUGCUGGGCUACGCGCGGGCGCUGGAGCAGCACUACCACCCCGACGUGGCCUACCACAACAGCCUGCACGCCGCCGACGUCCUGCAGUCCACGCACGUCCUGCUGGCCACCCCCGCCCUCGACGCCGUGUUCACGGACCUGGAGGUCUUGGCCGCCCUUUUCGCCGCCGCCAUCCACGACGUCGACCACCCCGGGGUGUCCAACCAGUUCCUCAUCAACACCAACUCGGAGCUGGCGCUGCUCUACAACGACGAGUCGGUGCUGGAGAACCAUCACUUGGCCGUGGGCUUCAAGCUGCUCCAGGAGCGCAACUGCGACAUCUUCCAGAACCUGUCGCGACGGCAGCGCCAGGCCCUGCGCCAGAUGGUCAUCGACAUGGUCCUGGCCACGGACAUGUCCAAGCACAUGAGCCUCCUGGCUGACCUCAAGACCAUGGUGGAGACCAAGAAGGUGACCAGUUCGGGGGUCCUGCUGCUGGACAACUACACUGACCGCAUCCAGGUGCUGCGGAACAUGGUGCACUGUGCCGACCUGAGCAACCCCACGAAGCCGCUGGGGCUGUACCGGCAGUGGACGGAGCGGAUCAUGGAGGAGUUCUUCCGGCAGGGAGACCGCGAGCGCGAGCGCGGCAUGGAGAUCAGCCCCAUGUGCGACAAGCACAGCGCCUCCGUGGAGAAGUCACAGGUGGGCUUCAUCGACUACGUGGUGCAGCCGCUGUGGGAGACCUGGGGGGACCUGGUGCACCCGGACGCGCGGGAGAUGCUGGAGACGCUGGAGGAGAACCGGGAGUGGUUCCGGCGCCGGGUCCCGCGCAGCCCCGAGCCCCCCCCCGAGCCCCCCCCCGCCGGGCCCGCCCCGCCCCCCCCCCCACGGCUCCAAUAA